Molecule: messenger RNA, 1953 nt
Organism: Ostreococcus tauri
Lineage: Eukaryota; Viridiplantae; Chlorophyta; Mamiellophyceae; Mamiellales; Bathycoccaceae
Product: 6-phosphofructo-2-kinase
Exons: 1
Coding region: 1-1953 (650 amino acids)
Biological process (GO): fructose 2,6-bisphosphate metabolic process; fructose metabolic process
Cellular component (GO): cytosol
Molecular function (GO): 6-phosphofructo-2-kinase activity; fructose-2,6-bisphosphate 2-phosphatase activity; ATP binding
Source: RefSeq, a predicted model, not a curated record
AUGACGACAGGCGCGGACAAAGGAAAAAAUGACUCCAACGCUUCGGAGCCGGUGACCAUGUGCGAGGACCAGGUCAGGCGUCUGUCGCUCGAUGAAACGGAGGAGAACGCAAAGAGUAAUGACCUGGUAGUGAAGACAACGAGCAGCCGUCCACCCAAAUCAACGCUGCGACGCGGCGAUACCUCGCAGUUGAGCACCAUGCUCGAAGCUGUGUCUCCACGGUCAUCGUCUGACCAAGACGUGCGUCGAUUGUUCAAAUCCUCCGAGAUGAGCGAAGCGGUGGCAGACCAAGUUGAGUCACGCACGCUGAGACGCAACGCGAUGUCGAUGGCGUCCAUUUACUCCACCAUGGCGGUAUCCCCGCCGCGAGUGCACAUGUUCACGAGCGCGCUCAUCGAGGAUCCAUCACCGACGAAGCGCACUGAUCUGCCUACACCAGAGGAGAAGCUCGUGGGGAAAACAAGUACGUCCGCGCCAAACGAUGGCGCGUCGCCAGAGGUCUUACCCAAAACGCUCGACGAGUUCAAAGAACAAUUUAACGUGGACAACCCGAAGCCACAGUCGAUUCCUCCGCCGAUUUACGGCGACCAGGGUAUCAUCGGAGAGAAGCACGUGCUCGUGAUGGUCGGUUUGCCCGCGAGAGGAAAAACGCACAUGGCAAAGCGAUUGUGUCAGUAUCUACGCUUUUUCCACGGCGCGAACACGCGCGUGUUCAACGUCGGAGAGUAUAGAAGACGAUUUGCUGGCGCCGGGCAGACCGCGGAUUUCUUUACAAAAGAGAAUAAAGCGCAGCGCAUGAAGUUUGCUCAGGAGGCGCUCAAGGAUAUGGUCGAUUUCCUCUUUCAAGAGGACUCCAUGAGCAACUUGGAGCAGCGAGGAGUGGAUAGCGGGCGCGUCGCCAUUUUCGACGCGACGAACAGCACGAAAGAACGGCGACGAUGGUUGGUGAAUCAAAUAGGAUCGUUACCGCUUAAACUUUUGUUCAUCGAGUCAAUUUGUACCGACGAAAAGGUUGUGGAGCACAACGUUCGCGUGGCCAAGAUUACAAACCGAGACUACCACGGCAUCAUGUCGCCUGAACGGGCGUUCAAAGACUUUAUGCAACGCAUGAAAAAUUACGAACAAGAAUACGAGCCAAUGGGUGUCGAUGACGCUGAAGCAGACCUGAGCUUCAUCAAACUCAUCGACUGCGGGAGGCGAGUCGAAUUCAACCUCGUUCACGGGUUCUUGCUCGGUCGUGUGGCUCAGUUUUUAUCCAACAUGCACGCGACGACCUGUUCGAUAUACUUAUCUCGACACGGUCAAAGCGAAUACAACGCGUGUGGUAAGAUAGGCGGCGACUCAAACUUGAGUGCUAUGGGUGAAGCGUACGCGCUUAAGCUCGCAGAUUUUGCGGACAGGAUAAUCGCGCACGACGCCGACUCGGGCGAUGCUCAAGCGGUGAGGCUUUGGACUUCGUCACUUUUGCGCACGAAGAAUACGGCGCGACAUAUCAAACACGCAAAGAUCAAGCAUGACGGGAAAGAUUGGAUACAGUUCGCACCGCGCGUCCUGAGAAACUUGGACGAAAUAUAUGCGGGUGUAUGCGAUGGCAUGACGUACGAAGAAAUUCAGAAAACGUAUCCGCACGAGUAUGAGAUGCGCAGACAGAACAAGCUCGCGUAUCGAUAUCCACGAGGCGAGAGCUACCUGGACGUCAUCGCGCGCCUGGAUCCACUGAUACAGGAGUUAGAAAGUUAUCGCGAAGAUAUUCUCAUCGUGGGGCACCAAGGGGUCUUGCGAUUAAUCUACGCGUACUUCGCCGGUCUCGACAGAGACGAAGCGGCUACGCUAUCGAUUCCGCUCAACACCGUUAUCAAGCUCACGCCGAGAACGCACGACUGCAUAGAAGAACGCUUCCUUCUGCACGAUCCCACGAAGAAUGCCGAGCCGAUAGAUCCGCCCAGCUACUGA